Messenger RNA from Didymosphaeria variabile, 3210 nucleotides. RefSeq names its product SCF ubiquitin ligase complex subunit cdc4. Bases 1 to 3210 code for a protein of 1069 amino acids. The record is from RefSeq and is a predicted model, not a curated record. NCBI's taxonomy places the organism in Eukaryota, Fungi, Ascomycota, Dothideomycetes, Pleosporales, Didymosphaeriaceae. The transcript is spliced from 3 exons. Gene Ontology annotation, molecular function: protein binding.
AUGGCCGCCUCCGAUCGUAACCCCGAGGCUGCCGGUACUACAAUAGUGCAAAAGCAGGCAAUAGAGCCUUAUACCAUGGCGCAUCUGUCCAUAGCGCCAGCGACCACGACGACCGUCGUAACUACAACCACCACUACUACCACGCAGUUUCCACCCUUGUUGUUCAAACCGCCGCGUAGUCUGAGCGAACGAGACCCGAAGGAAUACCCCCUCGCCCACGCCCACGCGCCCGAGUCAUUGCGUAAAUUCUGCUUCGAUGUAGGAGGCGAACAAGCUUGUUUCCAAGAGGCCAAGGAUGUGGCAGACACUAUAGCAGAGCACAAAACCCUCCAUGGAGACAUUGCAAGCAACAAUGGGAAACUUCAGACGGUAGAAACUUUUACAGGUCAGCCUGCCUUCGCCACUCCGAGCCGCGCCGUACGAUCGAACACUAUGGCGGCCCCUAAUCACGAUGUGCGCUCCGUAUCUGGACGCCGGAAGCGAUCCUCGUCACCGCCCUCUAUUGCUGAAGCCGCCGAGAUCGCAAGUCUGCAACGUCGCAGCAAGAAACCACGCACAUCGAUUCAAGACUAUAAGAGUAGAAAUACGACAAAGCUCAGCUCGAAUCUGACACCCGAUGAGAACGAAGAAACGGCACCUGCAACACCCGACACAGAUGUGGGCGCGUCGAGCUCUUCCAAAGUACCCAGACCUGCUUUGAAUGCAAGACGGGCGGCGCUGAGGUCGUCAUCGCAACACGUCCGCCGGCAGACUGCACCUCCUUCCUGGCACCUCCAGGAGUCGUUCCCUGGCCAGCAAGACAAAGAUGCUGCGGUAGAUGACCCAAUCCCCGACACGCACGCACUUCCCGCCUCUGUUGUGGAUGGUCCUGGAAUCGCUGCCACACCCCCGAUCGCGGAUACCGAUUUAGAACCAGUUGGACCUUUCCCGACCAACGAUGCCCCGUACGCGCAAGCGGGACGUCCAGCACCUUUGAACACACUGGCGGCGCAGGACGCCAGUUUACCCAGCCCGAGCUUAUCGCCUAUCACAGCGGCAGCCAAUCUUGCCCAGCAGCACCCGUUAGGAAACUUGUACAUGGGUGAUGGGGGCGAAGAUGAUUCUAACGACGUGUCCAGCCUUGACAUUUCUCAAACGACUCUAGGUGAGAGCGAUAUGGCAUCGUUCCAGCUUUUGUCGCCCAAAUCACGGAGAAUCAAGCUACCUGAUGCGAGCCAACUUAGCACAAACCCUCAGUUACUGACCCCUUCUCUUAUGGACGUUCCGACUAUGCUAGACUCCUUCGACGCCCUUCCGGAGAAAAUGAAAACUUACGUCAUGUAUCAACUCCUCCGAAGAUGCACUAAACCGACACUCCAUUUCGUUGCAGACGUCGUCAACCCGGCUUUGAAAUGCGAUUUCAUUGCACUACUCCCUACGGAACUCAGUCUUCAUAUCAUCAACUUCCUCGACGUCAAGAGCAUGUGCAACGCGGCUCAAGUCUCGCGGAAGUGGCGGGAGCUGGUCGAUACCAACGAGUUAGCUUGGAAGUCACUCUUAGACAGAGAUGGCUACAGUCUGCCUGAGAACGAACUGGAGCGUGCCAUUACCGAGGGAUGGGGCUGGCAAUACCCAGUUUCACGCGAGAGCUACGAACGGGACCUUCGCAGUAUCAGCACUUCGUCUUAUGGUUCAGAAUCAUCUGAACCGCUUGCGCUUGGCAGUCCGGAUACUGAAGGCGCAGUAACAAGGUCUUCUUCCAGUCGAUCGAAGAGGAAGACACCUACCACUACUAAGCACUUUAGUGUCAAGAAGGCCCGCACUCAGAAGAAGAGCCCUUUCAGUUCUAGACAGCAUAUCGCAUUCUCACUGCUAUCGGACGCUUCUCAGCAGCAGGGACCUUUCGAGUGCGCAUUCAGAGCUAAAAACGUCCUCCCAGAUCCCGGCGUUGGCCUGCACACCUUAAGUAAAAUGCAUCUCUAUAAAUCGUUGUACCAGCGUCACCACCUUAUCCGCAAGAGCUGGAUGGAUGUGGAAACAAAACCGAAGCACAUUGCGUUCCGCGCCCACCAACGCCACGUCGUUACCUGUCUUCAGUUCGAUACUGAUAAGAUACUCACUGGCAGCGACGACACCAACAUCAACGUAUAUGAUACCAAGACCGGAGCAUUGCGUAACCGUCUCGAAGGCCACGAAGGCGGUGUUUGGGCGUUGCAGUAUGAAGGUAAUACUCUAGUAUCAGGGUCGACCGACCGAUCUGUCCGCGUUUGGGACAUUGAAAAGGGCAAGUGUACGCAAGUCUUUCAGGGCCACACAUCUACCGUUCGAUGUCUUGUCAUUCUCAAGCCUACGAAGAUUGGCGAGACUCAUGAUGGUCAACCUAUCAUGAUGCCAAAAGAGGAACUUAUCAUUACCGGAUCCCGAGACUCUUCGUUGAGGGUGUGGAAGUUGCCCAAGCCGGGUGAUAGGAGCAUCAUCCAGACCGGUCCCCCAGCAAACGAUUCGGACAACCCUUACUUCAUUCGCGCGCUCACCGGACACCACCAUUCGGUCCGUGCUAUCGCUGCCCACGGCGAUACUCUUGUCAGUGGAAGCUACGACUGCACUGUACGCGUAUGGAAGAUCUCAACCGGCGAAGUACUGCAUCGACUGCAGGGCCAUUCCCAGAAAGUUUACAGUGUGGUCUUGGAUACUGAACGCAAUCGUUGUAUCAGUGGUUCCAUGGAUAACAUGGUCAAAGUCUGGUCACUCGACACUGGGGCGUGUCUUUUCACUCUUGAGGGGCACACAUCACUAGUCGGUCUACUGGAUCUAAGUCAUGAGCGCCUGGUCUCAGCUGCCGCUGACUCGACUCUCCGAAUUUGGGAUCCUGAGAAUGGCCAGUGUAGAAGUAGGCUCUGCGCUCACACUGGAGCCAUUACGUGCUUCCAGCACGACGGUCAGAAGGUUAUCUCCGGCUCCGACAAGACUUUAAAAAUGUGGAAUGUGAAGACUGGCGAAUUCGUGAAAGAUCUUUUGACGGACCUUAGUGGGGUGUGGCAAGUCAAGUUCAAUGAGCGGCGAUGUGUCGCAGCGGUGCAUCGGAAUAGUAUGACGUACAUCGAGGUUCUCGAUUUUGGCGCUUCGCGUGACGGCGUACCUCUCGAGCAACGAGGACGCCGCAUCGUCGUUAACGCAAAAGGGCAAGAGACCGAAGACAUUGAUGACCUUAUCGACGCAGACCUUGUUUAG